GGGGACUGGCAAGGGGCGGCGCGCGCGGCCAGAGCCCGCGCCCCUCCCCCACCGUCCCUCCCCGCCCCACCUCCACCCCUGCUCCCCCGUCCCGCCCCCGCCACCAUCUGCUAGGGAUUUGGUGGCGGCGGUCCGGGCGCCUGCGGCUCUGGCUCUCCCUCGGGCUCCAGCCCAGCCGCGCCCCCGCCGGUGCCCUGCAACCUGCUGCUCGGCCUCCCGCGCCACCUGCCCGCAGAUCUGAGCGUUCCCAGGGUCCGAGCCCCCAGACGGAUGCUGAUGGAAGCGCUGCGAUGUUCGCGCCCAGGCUGCUGGAUUUCCAGAAGACCAAAUACGCCAGGUUCAUGAACCACCGAGUUCCUCCCCACAAGAGGUACCAGCCAACGGAGUACGAACAUGCGGCCAACUGUGCCACCCACGCUUUCUGGAUCAUUCCCAGCAUCCUUGGCAGCUCCAACCUCUACUUCCUGUCAGACGAUGACUGGGAGACCAUUUCUGCCUGGAUCUACGGCCUCGGUCUCUGCAGCCUCUUCGUGGUGUCCACCGUGUUCCACACUGUCUCCUGGAAGAAGAGCCACCUCAGGAUGGUGGAGCACUGUCUGCACAUGUUCGACCGGAUGGUCAUCUACUUCUUCAUAGCGGCCUCCUAUGCACCCUGGCUGAACCUCCGGGAGCUGGGCCCCUGGGCCUCACACAUGCGUUGGCUGGUCUGGAUCAUGGCCUGUGUUGGCACCAUCUAUGUCUUCUUCUUCCAUGAGCGGUACAAACUUGUGGAGCUGCUCUGCUACGUGGUCAUGGGCUUCUUCCCUGCCCUGGUCAUCCUUUCAAUGCCCAACACUGAGGGGAUCUGGGAGCUGAUGACCGGAGGGGUCUUCUACUGCUUGGGCAUGGUGUUCUUCAAGAGUGACGGCAGAAUCCCCUUUGCUCACGCCAUCUGGCAUCUCUUUGUGGCAUUCGGUGCUGGUACCCACUACUAUGCCAUCUGGAAGUACCUCUAUCUACCCAGCACCCUGCAGACCAAGGUGUCCAAAUGAAGUGGCCCAGUCGCGAUGGGUCACUUGGACUUUUGGAGCAGAGCAUCAAGGGAAGUGUUUCUCGAACUUUAGACCAACGCACGGUGCUGAGGACUGCCUGCCCUUUCAUUGGUAGAGUUUUUGAUGGGUCUGAGGUUACUUCUGGUGACAGAAGGACCAUCAUCCCUUGAAUCCCCAGGGAGAAAGAAAGCAUUUAGUCAUUUUUACAGAGGAGAGAUUAACCCUGUAAUGUGUUUCCAAUUUUAGAAAAGUGUUUCCUAAUACAACCAACAUUGACAUCUUCAGGAAAGGAAGCAGACAUUGUCCUGGCAAACUGGGGAAUGACAGGCCAAUAAGUGCUUCUUAAGGUCCUGAGGAAUCAGGCAGGUAGUCGGUGGCUUGUUGGUACCCAACUAGCCAGAGCCUCCCUCUUUGCUACCAAAGUCCUGGCUGGGGAAUUGUCCCCUAUUCAGGGAAAGUCACCCAGUAUGUAGAUGGGUGUGGUGAGUAGUCCAGAAGAUGGACCUGCUGACUGCAGCCGUGUUCAGUGGCAUCAGGCCUCUCUUCAGCACAGUUUUCUGGGCAGCCACAACCUGUGGAUUCUGUUGUGAUGGAACCUCUCCUGCCUCUCCUGCCCCAUGUACUCUGACAUGGGAUGGUGACCAGAGCAGUUAAAAGUCUCCGUAUAGGGGAGCAAGCCCAUCUCCUUAGCUCCCUCUAUGGUUUCCCUUUUGGGGAAGCUCCUGGUGUGGGCAAUAUGGGGGCUGUGGAGGGAGGCCGAGGCUCACACUCGGGCAAUCCCUGGCAUUCUGCCCCACCAGAGCUGAUCUUAAUUCAGAGGAGAAGUGAAUAGCUGUUACUUGGUCAUGUCUUUUCAUCCCCCUAAAUCCAGAGAAAUUAUGAAAGCUGCUCAUUCAUAAGAGGGGCCAGACAGAUCCUGGGAACUUGUUCACUUGUACCAUGUUUAGGGUUUGUGAUGCCAGCAUCCGGAUUCUCUCCUGGUGCCAGUCAGUGGCCCUUAGAGGCCUCCCAGAUGCACCUGAGGGAAGACACAUGGAUCCAGGCAGAGUGUCUGGGACACCCUUAACCUCUGAAGUGCCUAGUGGCCCAGCAGCGAGAUGUCCACACAGCCCCAUUCAGGGCUGGGCUGGGCUCUCUGUAAAAUGCUCCCUGGACGUUCACUGGGGAGGCAAGUGGCAGGCCCAGCUCCAGGCUCUGAACUGAAAUCUCAGAAUCUCGGGAUCAAGAGUCUGUCUCACAUUAGGAGGUCCUUA
Nycticebus coucang (slow loris) is the source of this 2284-nucleotide messenger RNA. RefSeq names its product monocyte to macrophage differentiation associated 2 (gene MMD2). The record is from RefSeq and is a predicted model, not a curated record. Gene Ontology annotation, cellular component: membrane. Lineage: Eukaryota; Metazoa; Chordata; Mammalia; Primates; Lorisidae. The transcript has 7 exons. Gene Ontology annotation, molecular function: pore-forming activity. The coding region runs from base 291 to 1031 and encodes 246 amino acids.